UUUUGUGUUGUCGCUUCCGUUAGGUCGGGCUCUCAGUAUGCGGAACUCCCUGCAGGCUUCUAGCGCUGAUGAUGAUGAGGAGGAGGAUGUUGUGAAGGCAGGUUGUAACUGACCGAGCCACACGUUUCACUGAGCAGGCAGGCGGACACAUAUUUCGCAUCAUUUAUUAUGUUCCGGGACACUCAAACGGAGUGGCUGACCUUUUCAGCGGUUGUCCGCGCUCGAUCUUUUCAAUGAUAAAAAAAAAGGACUGAAUUCUGACAAACAUCGCUGCCUCUCCGCCGUGACCGAGGAGAGCACCCACCAUCCAGGCCGUCAUCGGCAGCUGGCUGGCUUGGCAGCGAGCAUUAGCGGCUAACCGGCUAACGUAGAUUGGACCCAGUCUUCUUCUUCUUUUAUGUUUUGUUUUGUUUUGGUUUUUUUUGAACCAUCAUAAUGAUAGUAAAGGAGCUGCAUUUCAAAUAUACACCUGAGCUUUCUCACUUGUGAUGGAAAGGUACCCUUAACUCAAGAGGCGACGUAUAUCCUGGAUGCUGUGACAUACAGGACAUGGUCAGUCCAACAUGGAGAAAAAGAAAAUGUGCCCCCGCCUUCUCGACUACUUGGUAGUGGUCGGAGCAAGGCAACCUACUAGUGACAGUGUGGCCCAGACUCCUCAGCUUCUCCGACGCUACCCACUAGAGGACCACCAAGACUUUCCGCUCCCACCAGACGUGGUUUUCUUCUGCCAACCGGAGGGUUGCCUGAGUAUACGCCAGCGCAGGGUCAGCCUUCGCGAUGACUCCUCUUUUGUUUUCACCCUGACUGACAAGGACUCAGGAAUCACUCGCUACGGAAUCUGCGUCAACUUCUACCGUUCCUUUCAGCGAGGACAUCAUCGUACUCGAGCAGAGAAGAGCAGUCACGCUGAGACAGCAGAACAGGCAACAGAGACCACAAGCGAAGGGUCUGAUAGUGGCGGGGGUGGAGCUCCACACCGUGUGGUUUCUCCACCCAAGAAUGCAGAGUCAGUACCUCCGCCUGCUUCUGGAGAAGAGGGUGGACAGCAAGGUGCUGAGCAAAAUGCCGGCAAGUCCCCACAGCACAAACGGAGUGCUGCUAAGGUGGCAGCCAGGAACCGCAACAGCACACUGACCUCACUGUGCAUACUCAGCCAUUACCCCUUCUUCUCCACCUUCAGGGAAUGCUUAUAUAUUCUCAAGAGGCUAGUGGACUGCUGCAGUCAAAGGCUAACACAACGGGCGGGGCUUCCUCGUGCCACCCAGAGGGACACCAUGUGGCGGGUGUUUACCGGUGCGUUGUCGGUGGAAGAGAAAGGCAGCCAGCUGCUGGCCGACCUGCGGGAGAUUGAAUCCUGGGUGUACCGGUUGCUGCGUUCACCAGUGCCAGUGGCGGGUCAGAGACGUGUGGAUGUGGAAGUGCUGCCCCAUGAGCUCAAAAGGCCACUCACCUUUGCCCUACCUGACAACUCUCGCUUCUCCAUGGUCGAUUUCCCGCUGCACCUGCCCUUAGAGCUGUUGGGUGUGGAUGCCUGUCUUCAGGUCCUCAGCUGUGUCCUGCUAGAGCACAAAGUCAUUCUUCAGUCCCGAGAUUAUAAUGCUUUGUCUAUGAGCGUCAUGGCCUUUGUGGCCAUGAUUUACCCGCUGGAGUACAUGUUCCCAGUCAUUCCCUUACUGCCAACAUGUAUGGCCUCUGCUGAACAGCUCCUUCUUGCUCCCACUCCCUACAUUAUAGGUGUACCAGCCAGCUUCUUCCUCUACAAAUCCGACUUCAAAAUGCCAGACGAUAUUUGGCUUGUUGACCUUGACAGCAGCAAGGUUAUAGCACCUACCAAUGCAGAGCUUCUACCACCUCUUCCGGAGCCUGAAGCAGGCGAGCUUAAGAAACAUCUAAAACAGGCUUUGACCAGCAUGAGUUUGAACACCCAACCAAUUCUCAACCUGGAGAAGUUUCAGGAAGGUCAGGAGAUGCCCCUGCUCCCGCCUGGUCGAGAUAAAGCUUCACCGUCAUCCACCGAAUUCAACCCUCUAAUUUAUGGCAAUGAUGUCGAUUCUGUGGACGUAGCUACCAGGGUUGCCAUGGUACGGUUUUUCAACUCUCCAAAUGUUCUUCAGGGGUUCCAGAUGCACACUCGCACUUUGCGCCUCUUCCCGCGGCCAGUGGUUGCUUUUCAGUCAACAUCUUUUCUUGCAUCUCGGCCAAGACGCUCUACCUUUGCAGACAAGCUUUCUCACACCCAGGCCGUAGAGUUCUAUGGAGAGUGGGCUCUCAAUCCCACAAACCUUGCCUUUCAGAGGAUCCAUAACAAUGUGUUUGACCCCUCCUUAAUUGGAGACAAGCCCAAAUGGUAUGCACAUCAGCUGCAGCCAGUGGUCUACAGAGUAUAUGAUGGAAGCUCCCAACUGGUUGAGGCUAUGGCUGGCCCGCUGGAGGAUGAAGGCAAUGAGUCUGACCCCACAGACAGCGGCAGUGACAGUGAGGCUUACGACGACUCCAGCUCAUCCUAUUCCUCACUUGGAGACCUAGUGAGUGAGAUGAUUCAAGGUGACAUCCAGGGAGACACACCAAGCUUGGACCCGCCCACCCAUGCAGCACUGGGAGAUGCUAGUGAGGUUGAGUUUCAAGACUACCAUGACUUCAGGGAAGGGCAUGGCCCUGAAGGACCACCCAGUGGGGACGGACCUGCUGAGCCUUCUGAUGGACAGCCUCUUCGCUCAAGCUCUAGCACAACUGCAAGCUCAAGCCCCAGCACAAUCAUCCAGGGGGUCAACCAUGAGCAAGGGGAAGUACCUGAAAUUGAGGCAUCAGCAAGUGCUGCUUUACAGAACCCUGUGCCGGGAUUGGCCAAUCAGCCGUUCCUCAGACCUGCAGCUGAUGCUGGUCUGGUGGAGCAUGCCAACAAAAAGCAAGAGUAUGACAACCCAUAUUUUGAGCCUCAGUAUGGCUUCCCCUCAGAGGAUGACCCUGAUGCAGAAGAGCAAGUGGAAUCAUACACCCCUCGAUUCAACCAGAACCUCAAUGGCAACAAGAUACAGCGUCCUUUACGCCCCAGUAGCCUGAGGCUCCCAGGAGAGUCCGAUGGGGAGGGAGACUCGCGUAACAGUUCACCAAACUCCACCAUUUCCAACAACAGCAACGAUGGAUUUGGAGGACUCAUGUCCUUUGCCAGCAAUCUCUACAAGAACCACGGCACAAGUUUCAGCUUGUCCAAUCUUGCCCUUCCUAAUAAGGCAGCAAGGGAGAAAUCAACACCGUUCCCCAGUCUAAAAGUAUUUGGGCUAAAUUCUCUAAUGGAGAUAAUUACAGAGGCCGGCCCGGGGAGCGGAGAAGGCGCACGCGCACCUCGAGCACUUGUUGACCAGAAGUCUUCAGUGAUCAAACACAGUCCGACUGUGAAAAGAGAAUCGCCCUCUCCGCAGGGCCGGGUAAACAACACGAGUGAGAACCAGCAGUUCCUUAAGGAAGUAGUGCAGAGUGUUCUGGAUGGUCAGGGAGUCGGCUGGCUCAAUAUGAAAAAGGUGCGCCGCCUGUUGGAGAACGAGCAGCUUCGUGUGUUUGUGCUGAGUAAGCUGAACAGAGCCGUCCAGUCGGAGGAAGAUGCCAGGCAGGAGAUCAUUCGGGAUGUGGAGGUGAACAGGAAGGUGUACAAAGGCAUGUUGGACAUCUUGAAGUGCACCGUUUCCAGUCUGGAGCACUCCUACACUAAUGCAGGCCUCGGGGGAAUGGCCAGUGUAUUCAGCCUGCUGGAAAUAGCACGUACACAUUAUCAAACCAAAGACCCAGAAAAGCGCAAGCGAAGCCCCACAGACAGUGCUGGCAGCCCAGGGAGUAAAGAGAGUCCUUCUGGUCGUAUGGAGACUGCCAGACCUCAGGGCCUUCUGAAUAUUCCCCACCUGCAGCUGCCACACCACACAACGGGCAAAGGAGCCCGCCAUUUUGAUACCCGGAGUCUGAAUGAGGAGAACUUUAUUGCCUCGAUUGAAUUGUGGAGCAAGCACCAGGAUAAGCAAAAAGCUAUGGAAAAACAACAGACAAAGCAGCAGCGCCCCCAGGUGACAGAUGCAGAGGAGAAGAAGUCCCAAAUCAGUGCUGAUAGUGGCCUGAGUGUAACAUCUGGAUCUCAGAAGAGUGACACCGAAUCUGUAGCAAGCUCAGAGCCACCGAUCCUGACAAGGAGCACCAGCCAGGACUCAGAGGCCAGCACAGUGAUAAGCAAUAGCUCUGGAGAGACUCUUGGAGCUGACAGUGAUCUGAGCAGCACAGCAGGCGAUGGGCUUGGCGGGAGAACCGCCCCUCAUUUAACUCAGUCCAGGGGGACUCUAUCUGACAGCGAGAUUGAAACCAACCCAGCCACCAGCUCAGUGUUUGGGAAGACCCACACUCUGAAACCUGGUGUAAAAGAUCAUUUACCUGCCUUGGCAAAGGGGCUGCCUGCACAGCCCAUUGAGGACACCAGUAUGAGGAUUUACCUUUUCGAAGGCCUGCUGGGCCGUGAUAAGAGCUCCGUUUGGGAUCAACUAGAGGAUGCUGCCAUGGAAACCUUUUCACUAAGUAAGGAGCGCUCCACACUUUGGGACCAGGUGCAGUUCUGGGAGGAUGCCUUCUUAGAUGCUGUUAUGUUGGAGCGUGAGGGCAUGGGCAUGGACCAAGGACCUCAGGAGAUGAUCGAAAGAUACCUGUCACUGGGAGAACAUGACCGUAAGCGCCUGGAGGAUGAUGAAGACAGACUUUUGGCCACCCUGCUGCACAACAUGAUUGCAUACAUGCUAAUGAUGAAAGUGAACAAAAAUGACAUCAGGAAGAAAGUGAGGCGCCUGAUGGGCAAGUCCCACAUCGGCCUCACGUAUAGCCAAGAGAUCAACGAGAUACUUGACAAACUGGCUCAAAUGAACGGCCGAGAGCUGUCCAUCAGGCCCAGCGGAAGCCGUCACAUCAAGAAACAAACAUUUGUUGUUCAUGCUGGCACUGAUACUACAGGAGACAUCUUUUUCAUGGAGGUUUGCGAUGACUGCAUAGUCCUGCGCAGCAACAUUGGUACCGUUUAUGAACGCUGGUGGUAUGAGAAACUCAUCAACAUGACCUACUGCCCCAAGACCAAGGUGCUGUGUCUCUGGAGACGCAACGGCCAAGAGACGCAGCUGAAUAAGUUCUAUACCAAAAAGUGUCGUGAACUCUACUACUGUGUUAAAGACAGUAUGGAAAGAGCUGCAGCAAGACAGCAAAGCAUUAAACCAGGUCCCGAACUGGGCGGAGAGUUCCCCGUCCAGGACAUGAAGACUGGUGAAGGUGGACUACUGCAGGUCACACUGGAGGGAAUCAACCUUAAAUUCAUGCACAGCCAGGUUUUCAUAGAGCUGAGUCACAUUAAAAAGUGCAAUACAGUGAAGGGAGUCUUUGUCCUGGAGGAAUUUGUUCCUGAAACUAAAGAAGUGGUGAUCCACAAGUACAAGACCCCGAUGGCACAUCAGAUCUGUUACUCGGUCCUCUGCCUUUUCUCGUACGUGGCGGCAGUGAAGGGGAAGGAGGCGGAAGGAAAACCCAAGAUGCUGUCACCGAGACCCCUUCCUAGCUAGUCUACACCUCACGCUCUCCUCCCCUUCCCUCUCUCCCUCAUCCCCGGCGUGCCUCUCUCUACUUGAAAAUGGCAUCUCUGCUCCUAAAACCACAGACUCGACAAUCCCCAACUUCACUCUAAGCACACAACUCCCGCGCUCUCCUCCUGUGUAUAUACAAACCCGAGACCCUUUUUAGAUCCAAUUGUGUAGACAUGUUUGGUCUGUGAUGUCAUGUAAAUACUUCCAGCUCUUCACCGCUGUUGCCCAGAUGUUCUUUCCUAACUAGCUAAAUGUUUGCCCGCUCCAUUACUCUGGAAAAGUUGCUCCCCCCAGAGCUCUUCUGCUCCCGGUGAAAGUUUUGCUCCUUGUUCCUGCUAGCAGGAUCCAACAGUUUUUACUCGUAUAUGAUGUGAGGGCUCCACAACCCAUCACCCCCCCAACCCCCGAGGCAUUGAGUGCUUGCAGGUCCCGCGCACAGCCUCGACGUACAGCGUAGCUUCCUCCCCUCUCCUGCCCAUCUCCAUAUGACUGUAUGACUUAUUCUGUGAUAUGUGGUUACUGUAAAGGUCCAGUCUGUCCAAGUUGGUCCAGCAACCAGAGACCAUCGUGUAGUGCGGGAUGUUCCAUGCUGAAAAUGCUACUGUAUACUGCACCAGAGCACCGCAUGUAAACGCUUCGUUAUGGUGUUUGAACCCUAAAAUACUGUGAGUGUUCUCAGAUGUGUACUCUUGCCCUAGCCCGGCCCACCCGGCUCAAUUACUGUUCUAGUUCUACUGUAAAAUUUCUCGUCUGUGGUCUGCUGUUAUCAAUUGCAUGUUACUAUAAGGAUGACAAAUAAAUAUUAUAUAUAUUUCUAUAUAUAGUAUUUAUUUAAUAUAUACAUAUAUUGACUGUACAUUUCUGGAAAACAAAAUGUUACAAAUGUUAAUUUGCUAGAUGUGCAAUACUUAAUAAGUAGUUAGCCAUUGCCAGAGCCAGGUUUUCUCGAGUGAACUGGCUUUCACAGGGUGACGAAUGUAAGAACGAGUUUGUUUUUCUAUAGUACACAUCGAUCGAUUGAAUAUUACGACUUCAGUGUGACACGAGCAUUUAGUUUUAAAAGGUGAUCACAGGUCAGUCGGUGCAAAGGACUGCUGCUGUGUCGCUCUCUGUGGGUGUUGCAAACCCCACCCCAAUCAGUGAUGUCACAGCAGGCGGCGGGGAUGCCGGGGUAAAUGUCACCGUCUUCUCACAGCUUUUAAUUGUAGGCAAAGGCUGCAUGGAUAAUGAGCUACUAGAGGCAGUGCAAAAUGUCUUUGAUGGUACACAUGUGAGCUGUUUGUGUGCCCACUUUAAACAACGGAUGUUUCAAAAUAUUCCUGCUAUUUUUUUUUCUUCACAUGACCAUAAAUAUAAGUAUGUGAGUCAUUAAAACAUUCAGUGUUCGGUGAUAAUUUAGAGAUAUAAUUGUAGAUAUUUCCAUAUUUGUGGUACAAACACUGGAGCUACACGCUGGUACUUAAUGAAACACCAAUAAAAAGUAGUGGGGAAAACAAGGAAUUUUUAGUAACAGUGUAACAUCCAUGCUGGAAUUAUUCCUGAGCGACUGAAAACACAAAUAUUCACUAGAGAAGCCGAAACCAGUGUAGGAGCUGCAUAACCAACUGAUGGGGUGUGGAGAAAUGAGAAAUAAGCCACCAAACCCACAGCAGCAGUUCUUCCUCCUGCGACUGACCCUUCAGACACGCUGAAGAUGCCAUCUGUGGUCACCUGAUCUCCAAGGAGACGAUCGAGUCUUAAUGUCGUGUCUGGUCCCAUCGCUGGCUCGUUUACUUUCACAGUGAGAGUGCGUGUGAGUGUUUUUGUGGUUCGCGUGUGUGAAUGUGGUGAACACUUUUCUCCAGAUCAGCAAUAUAUCAGUACAGCUGUAAGGCUGGAAGAUGUUAUUUUGAUCCUGACAUGCUUGUAUUUUUAAGGAAUUUAACUGUGCAAAAGGAAAUCCGAGUGUGGAGAAGAUGCUGUUAAUAAAUGACAGAACUUGAUCUGAAGCAUCUGCAAAACUGAUCUGAGAAUUUUCUGCUUGAGUUAACUUUUUUUUUUUUUUAAACUGGAUUAUUACAACUCAUCUCUGUUGCUGUGAAAUCUGAUAGCUGUAAAGAGAAGGAAAAAUGAAAUGAGAUGGAAGGUGUAACUAUUCCAGUAUUCAAAAAGUAUUUAUAAAAUAUGUACAGCUUUGGCAAUAUAAUAAAGAUGUCCCAAACGAA
Oreochromis aureus is the source of this 7798-nucleotide messenger RNA. It is a transcript of the gene madd, whose product is annotated as MAP-kinase activating death domain. Gene Ontology annotation, cellular component: cytosol. The record is from RefSeq and is a predicted model, not a curated record. The transcript has 36 exons. NCBI's taxonomy places the organism in Eukaryota, Metazoa, Chordata, Actinopteri, Cichliformes, Cichlidae. Bases 564 to 5573 code for a protein of 1669 amino acids. Gene Ontology annotation, biological process: regulation of apoptotic process; regulation of Rab protein signal transduction. Gene Ontology annotation, molecular function: guanyl-nucleotide exchange factor activity.